Olea europaea var. sylvestris is the source of this 399-nucleotide messenger RNA. RefSeq lists its product as uncharacterized. The transcript is spliced from 2 exons. NCBI's taxonomy places the organism in Eukaryota, Viridiplantae, Streptophyta, Magnoliopsida, Lamiales, Oleaceae. The record is from RefSeq and is a predicted model, not a curated record. Bases 1 to 399 code for a protein of 132 amino acids.
AUGUGCUUGAUGAUCAUGAAACGUUCCAUUCCGGAAGCAUUUCGGGGCUCUAUUAUUGAGAGUGAGAGUGCCAAGAAGUUGCUUGAAGAAAUUGAGCAAUACUUUGCCAAAAAUGAAAAAUCGGAGGCGAGUAACCUUUUGGCUAAACUCGUUUCCAUAAAGUAUAAGGACAAAGGGAAUAUAAGGGAGUACAUCAUGGAGAUGUCUCAUCUCGCAUCAAAACUUAAGUCGCUUAAGUUGGAGCUGUCUGAUGACUUGUUCGUGCACUUGAUUUUGAUCUCUCUUCCUACGCACUUUGGGCAAUUCAAAAACAAGAAAAAGAAGAGAGCUAAGGAUGCUGUGGAAGGAACUUCUCAGCAGAAGAAGCAAAAGAAGCAGGAUAAGGAGUUUACCUGCUAG